This is a messenger RNA of Perognathus longimembris pacificus (Pacific pocket mouse), 3296 nucleotides long. It is a transcript of the gene Kif18b, whose product is annotated as kinesin family member 18B. Gene Ontology annotation, biological process: microtubule-based movement. NCBI's taxonomy places the organism in Eukaryota, Metazoa, Chordata, Mammalia, Rodentia, Heteromyidae. The transcript has 16 exons. The record is from RefSeq and is a predicted model, not a curated record. The coding region runs from base 107 to 2644 and encodes 845 amino acids. Gene Ontology annotation, molecular function: microtubule binding; ATP binding; microtubule motor activity.
GGGUGGGGCGCGUGUUGUCCGGAGUCCGGGGGCUCUCGCGUCGGCGGUGGAGGAACCCGCUAGCUGGCGGCGACACCGGCGACGGGAACCGACGAAGGGUGUUGCCAUGAUGACGGUGGCGGAGGACAGCAAGGUGCAGGUGGUGGUGCGGGUGCGGCCCUCCACCCCUCGGGAGCUGGAGAGUCAACGGCGUCCUGUGGUUCAGGUGGUAGAUGAACGGGUUCUGGUAUUUGACCCUGAGGAGCCUGAUGGGGGAUUCCCUGGUCUGAAAUGGAGUGGCUCCCAUGAUGGUGGUCCCCCUAAAAAGAAAGGCAAAGACUUGACAUUCGUCUUCGAUCGAGUCUUUGGUGAGAUGGCUACCCAACAGGACGUGUUCCAACACACCACCCACAGCAUCCUGGACAGCUUCCUCCAGGGCUACAACUGCUCAGUGUUUGCCUACGGGGCCACCGGGGCUGGGAAGACACACACCAUGCUGGGAAAGGAGGGGGACCCCGGCAUCAUGUACCUGACCACCAUGGAACUGUACAGGCGUCUUGAGGCCCUCAAAGAAGAGAAGCGAUUCGAGGUGCUCAUCAGCUACCUGGAGGUGUACAAUGAACAGAUCCGUGACCUCUUGGAGCCCAAAGGAUCCCUUGCCAUCCGUGAGGACCCUGACAAAGGAGUGGUGGUGCAAGGACUUUCUUUCCACCAGCCCGCCUCAGCUGAGCAGCUGCUGGAGAUGCUAACCAGAGGCAACCGCAGCCGCACACAGCACCCUACCGAUGCCAACGCUACAUCCUCCCGCUCCCAUGCCAUCUUCCAGAUCUUCGUGAAACAGCAGGACCGGGUCCCAGGACUGACUCAAGCCCUUCAGAUGGCCAAGAUGAGCCUGAUUGACUUGGCUGGCUCAGAGCGGGCAUCCACCACCCAUGCCAGGGGGGAGCGACUGCGGGAGGGUGCCAACAUCAACCGUUCUCUGCUGGCUCUCAUCAAUGUCCUCAAUGCUCUGGCUGAUGCCAAGGGCCGAAAGUCUCAUGUGCCCUACCGGGACAGCAAACUGACCCGCCUGCUCAAGGACUCUAUCGGGGGCAACUGCCGCACGGUGAUGAUUGCCGCCAUCAGCCCCUCCAGCCUGACGUAUGAGGACACCUACAACACCCUCAAAUAUGCUGACCGGGCCAAGGAGAUCAGACUCUCGCUGAAGAGCAACGUGAUCAGCUUGGACUGUCAUAUUAGCCAGUAUGCUACCAUCUGCCAGCAGCUCCAGGCUGAGGUGGCUGCCCUGAAGAAGAAGCUCCAGGCCUAUGAGUCAGGCGCCCAGGCCACACAGCAGGACCUCCCACAGCCCCACAAAUCCGGCCAACCACAAUGCUCCUCCUUACUGCCCCAGCCUCCUAGCCAGCCCUGCACCUCAGAACCCCACCUGGAGUCGGGAGUCCUUCAAGAGGGGAGCCUUAGGACAGAGGGCCAGGAACAGAGGAACAUGGAAGGAAACUCAGACCAGCAACAGUUCCUACAGGACAAGGACAAAAACCACGAUGAGAAAGUUCCAACCCAGAUGCCAGAGCUAAACCUCAAGCACCCACUACCAGGAUCCCCUGGCCUGAUGCUGCAGCCCGAGCCAGUUACAGACCACCUCUCACCACAGAAAUUGGACGUGGAUCGGUCUAAGCAGUUGGCCUUCCAGGUGCUGUGCUUGGCCCAGCGGCAAUACUCUCUGCUCCAGGCAGCCAACCUCCUGACCCCAGACAUGAUUGCAGAGUUUGAGACCCUGAAGCGGCUAGUGCAAGAGGAGAACACUGAGCCUGGGGCCAAGACCUCUAGCACUCCCGGCCUGGCCAGCAAGGCCCCUCUGGCUCAGGAGCUGUGUUUCGAGUCCAAGUCUCUGGAGUACUGUGGCCCUGUGACCCGGACCAUGGCAAAGCAACUGCACACUCUGGGGAUCCCCUCUGGACCUGACCGCAGCCCUCACAAGGCAGCCCGGCAGCCCACCGAGGAGAAGAAGAAGAAGAGGAGACUGAGUCCUGCCGAGCCAGACUGUCCUCUGGCCCCAAAGCAGCGCCAGUCCUUUCUCCCCUGUCUGAGGAGGGGGUCUCUGCCUAAGGCUCAGCCUUCACUGGAGCCCAGCACCCCAAAACGGAAAAGGGCCUCCUCUCCCUGCCAUUCCCCUCGCUUCUGCCCAGCCACAGUCAUCAAAAGCCGGGUUCCCCUGGGCCCUUCGGCUAUACAGAACUGUUCCACCCCUCUGGCCCCUGCUCGUGACCUCAACACCACCUUUGAUCUCUCAGAGGAGCCCCUCUCCACACUCAGUUGUCACGGAUUUGAUGGCUGGGAGAAAGUCCCCCAGGAGUUGAACAGGCUGAACCAGCCCUUCAUCCCCAGUGCACCUGUGCCAUUCACCAGCAAGGCCCCCAAGCUGCCAUCUUCCUUCCCCGGGACCACCACUUGCAGGAAGAAGCGCACCAUGAGUUCCUCCAUCUCCCGGGGCCAAAGUCGCAUUGCUCGCCUCCACAGCAGCACCUUGAAGAGACCAACUGGGCCUCUUGCAAUCCCAGACCCGCCGGUGAGUCCCCACUGCCUUGCUGACCAGAGAGCACAGAAGGAACUCAUCAGGGUCGGGGGAGUGCUGUCAGCCGGGAGCUGUGUCACCAUGGUGUCCUGACCAGCAAAGGUGUCCUGAUCUGUCAGCCCAUCUAAGCUAGCCACCUCCCCUUGGUCCCUGGCACCACCAGAGCAAUUCAUGCCAAGAUGCCUCUCCUGUUUUUAACACCCCUCCCCAACCGUUCAUACUCUCUGCCCUCUAUUAACCUCUGUUAGGCUCAGCUUCUCUGUACAUGCAGCUAUUUUCAAGGAUGCCACCCUAAGGACCUGCAGGGAGCUCUUGGCUCUGUUCUCUACCCCUGAUGUCUUAACACUAGGCUCUGCCCAGUAGAGGAGGGGUGAGGUCAAGAAGGGGGCUCACUGGGGAGUCCCCACUUGGCUCUUCAGGUUUUGAGAGGAGCCUCUUCAGCCCCAUUCUCCCCAGCCUGAGGUAGGAACCUUUCUCUGGCCCCUGCUCUGGUGAUGGUGUAGCUGCUUUGCAAAGGAAGCCAGCAUUAUUAUCUUGACCCAUUGUACACAAGGCACUCAAUGUAUAAGAGUAUAUAAGAAGAAAAGAGAAUGUAGCCUUAAUGCUACCACCUAGGUAUAAAUGCUAAAUACUGGGACUUAUACAUCCCUCUGAUCCUUGAUUUCUGAAUAAACGGGUAUUAUAAACAUGUAUAUAGAUUUUUUUUUUAACCGUAAUGAUCAGUAAAAUAAACUUCGGUGUCCUU